Messenger RNA from Daldinia childiae, 1233 nucleotides. Its product is annotated as Peroxisome biogenesis factor 10. Gene Ontology annotation, molecular function: zinc ion binding. The transcript has a single exon. The record is from RefSeq and is a predicted model, not a curated record. Gene Ontology annotation, cellular component: peroxisomal membrane. Gene Ontology annotation, biological process: protein import into peroxisome matrix. NCBI's taxonomy places the organism in Eukaryota, Fungi, Ascomycota, Sordariomycetes, Xylariales, Hypoxylaceae. Bases 1 to 1233 code for a protein of 410 amino acids.
AUGGCAACCGACACAGCGCCACCGCCGCCCUCCAGUACUCCAUCCUCCUCUCUCUCCCCAUCAGAACCGCCGACAUCAUCAUCACCAUCCUCCACCUCAUCCUCCCCAUACCCCUAUGCUUUCGCUCCCGACAUAAUCCGCGCCCACCAAAAAGACGCCUACUUCCAAGGCCUUCUCACGAACCAAAUCGCCGACCUGCACCGACACCUCCUCGGCGCCCGUUCCGCCCACGCCUGGGCCCCCGAGUCCCGCACCCUCGCCGACCUCCUGUACCUCACCCUCACAACCCUCCUCGGCAACCGCACGCUCGGCGAGGAGUACUGCGGCCUAGUCCAAGUCGAAUCCGAGACCGGCGCUCUGCCCGCGCUGAACCGCCGCGCCCUCUACAUCGCCGGGAGCAUCCUCGCGCCGUACGGGUUAUCCCGUCUGCUCCCCAAGCUCCGCGCCCGGAUACGCGCGCGUCUGCAGCAGAACCUAGGGCUCUCGUCAACAACGACGACGAGCGCCGAUGAAAUCAACGCCAAGCUGAAAACCAAACGGCAGCAGACUUGGUCCUACAAGCUGCAAGCCUACCUCCUCACGCACCUCCCCUCGCUAACCUCCGAGUCCCACGUCCACGCCGUCAGCCUCGCGCUAUUCUACUUCGGCGGGUCGUACUACGAGCUAGCGAAGCGGGUCGCAGGUCUGCGGUACGUGUUCACGCGCAAGGUGGGCGAGUCGUCCGACCGCGCCGGGUACGAGCUUCUAGGCGUGCUGCUAGCCGUGCAGAUGGCCGUGCAAGGAUAUCUGCAUGUGCGGACCGCGUUUGCUUCCGCAUCCCCCUCUUCCCCAGCUAGUUCCGAGCGCGCCAGACCCGAUGGCAUACUCGCCGUAUCGCUCGACGGCAAUACCUACGCUUCUAAUAACGAGCUCCUCCUCGCAACGGCUGCCGGCUCUUCCCAGGGCGCCACUCGCAUCGAUGUCUUGGCUGCGACGCACACGCCAGCACCGCCGGGAGGCACCGGCAAUCCCCGAUACGACUUGUCUGACGAGAAGGGUAUGCGUUGGAUCAAGGGUACACAGCAGCGCAAAUGCACGUUGUGUCUCGAAGAGCUUAAAGAUCCGUCCGCCACACCAUGCGGUCACGUCUUCUGCUGGGCUUGCAUUGGCGACUGGGUCCGCGAGAAACCCGAAUGUCCGCUAUGCCGUCGCGAGGCUUUAGUCCAGCAUAUUUUACCACUGCGGGCUGUUUGA